AUGAAGCAAGAUCCUCAUUUGGAUUGCAUGCUUCAAAUACUGCUUGCCCUGGCCACAGUAAUUUUGGCAGAGGCCGAUAAGAAAAGCGAAACGAAAACGAGCGAAAAGCCUUCCGAAACUCCGUCUGACAUUAGAGACAAAAGAAAUCUUGAGUAUUCUCUGACUCUGCCACACUCGCACGUGGCAUCGUAUCGUCAGAAAGAUGCAACACCCUCUCCACGACAAAAUUCUGCAAGACUCUUAAGAAGGUCAUGGUCGCCAAAUGUAACGCCGCCGUACGCGGUUAAAAUGGAACCAUUACCCCAUUAUUCACAACGUGAUCCUCUGUAUGAAUCGAGAUAUGCUGCUUUUGCUCCACCCAUGGACCAAUUUGGAGAAGGUGGUCACUACCCUCACUACUAUGAAGCUCCUGAGCCAAUCAUUGAAAUUAUAAUAAAAGAGUCGAAUGAGACGUUACCCGCUCUACCUCAACCCGUUGUUCAGCAAACGAAGAAACAACGAGAACCCGUACAGGUCUUUUAUGUAAAAUAUCAAAAAGAUGCUCAUAGCAAAGACGGAGUAAAGUACGAUACGCCAAUUCCGGCUUUAACGCCCCAUCCACCAGUUGAGCGAGAGCAUUACGAAGAAACCACGAGCGCCCCAGAGCAUAUACCAACUUUACCGCCACCACCUUCAACUACUUUGAGAACUAUCAUCCAUCCAGAUUCGGAAAGAUUCCACAGCAAUAGCGGCAUUCAUGUUAGUUUUGGUAAUGAGCAAAAACCAAAAAUUUUACAUGAAGAACACGAAGAAUCAGCUCCAGAACCGCGAGUCGUAUUUCCACAACCACAACCUAAAGUUUUGUUACCAGAACCUACGUCCGCACGAGUGAAAACUCCAUUUACAGCUUUUCAAAAAGCUCCAUUGCGACCCGUUCUUCCUCCGCCUCCGCCGCACUUUAUUAAACGCCAAGAACCAUUAACUUAUCAAACACAAAAUUAUCAACAACAAUUGCCAUUACCUCAACCACCACCAAGUUUCAGAACACCUCAUCAAUUCCAAGGACCCGCAUUGCCAAAUUUCUACAAUAAUUUCGGUCCAAAUCGCCCAGUGCCUCCAACCGGCGGCUUAAAUUUCAGGCCUACACCACCUGGAAGUUUCCAAAGAUUUACACCGCCUUCUCCUCUUCCGACACAUCAACAGCUUCCCCAUCAGAAUCAAAGGGUGCCUUUCAAUCGACCACGAUUCAAUCAGCCAUUACAACAACAACCUUAUCACACUAUAAGCCAACAAAGAUUAGAAUUUGAACAAAGGCAACAAGAACAAAGAUUGAAAGAGCAACGUGAACGAGAAGAAUUUAGGUUAGCUGAAAUAAGAAAAGAGCAACGGCAGCACGAACUAAGGCAGCAGGAAGCGUAUAGAACACAAGAAGCACGACAACAAGAACUGAGACAAAUUCAACUCAGAGAACAUGAGCAAAAAGAACGAGAAUUUAGAGAACAAGAAAGAAGACAGCAAGAGCAAAGGAUUAGAGAUUUGCAACGUGCACAUGAGUUGAAAGUCCAACAAGAUCAGCAACAAUAUGAACAGCGUCAAAGAGAACAAAGAUUACAAGAACAACGUCAACAUGAAUUUAGAGUACAAGAACAACAACGCCAACAACAAGAAUAUCGCCAGCAACAAGAAUUUACAAGUCAGCAACAGCAUUUGAAUCAAAGGCCUUUACCACCUACACCAUCUCUACCUUUCCCAGGACCUUCACAGCGACCAUCUAUUCCACAAGUGAGUAAUAGCCAACACCAAAAUCUGCAAGGGCUCGAACAGCAACAUCCACAUAUAAUUCCAGCAGGAGGAGAACUCGUACAAUCAAUUCCUAAAUUUGAACAGCACUUGUCUGUGCCAUCUGAUGUUCCAAACCCUCUACUUACACAUGGUUUUCCAUCAGUUCAGCCAUCUGAACCAACGCAGCAAUUGUCACAGCAAUCAUUUGUACAAUCGCAAAGUAUUUCACCUCAUAACAGUAAUAGAAAUAUUCCGUUGAGUCCAAAUCAAUUCAGACACCAAGUGCAACAACAAUUUGAUUACAACGCCAUCAAAAACUACAACUCGCAGUCCUCAGUAUUAGCACCGACACCACAAGCACAACCUGUCCAACCACUCCAGCAACAAUUUGUCACUCCUCAGAGACGACCACAACAAGAUGCUCCACUUUUUGUUACACCGCCAAGCAAAUUAUUUAAUCAAGACAGCUUAGAGCAAAAAGAUAACUCUUUGAGUAUAAAUAAUUUCCAACAUCAAUUGCAUAGACCUCAAUUGUCAUCAAACAGAGAUACCAUAAAUCCAGUGAUUCAAUUAGAACCGAGAAGGCCUGUAAAUUUAAAUCAAUUUGAUGAUCAAUCAUACGAGUCAUAUUUAAAGCAUAGUUCGUUAGGUUCCCAUCAACAAUCAACAGCGCCUAGCCCUGUAACAUCACGCACGACUAAAUUUAUAAGUUCAGUCAGCAGAUCAUAUUCUACUACAGAACGAGCAACUACUAGCGCAACAACAACAACGCAAAAAUCUGAACCUACAACAUCGAAAAAGCCUUUGAAUAUUGAAUUACCCGAUGAAGUACCAGAUGAGUUGCGUCAGCAAUUAUUAUCAUCUGGAAUCCUAGAUCAUGCUUCUAUUAGCGUCUUAGAUUACGAUAAAGUUGGAGAUAUACCAAUAGAAGCUUUGCCUCCAGAUCAAUUAGCAAACUUCUACGGAGCAGGUGGUGCUGCACAAAUUGCCAGUUCGAACCGAGUUCAAACCGUCGUCACCAAAGAAGGAAAGAAAAUUCAUGAUCAAGAUGAAAUGGAUGCCGAUACAGAAGCGGAAGCAUCGGAAAUUAUUAAAACUUACAGUGAUUUGAAAAAACUCCAUCCCAACAAAAAACAGAAAGUAGAAAUGAAAGUUGUGCACUUUGACCCCAACACAAAAGAGGGACAAUCACUCGCCGAUAGUUACAUACGAAAGGAUGCAACAUAUUUAGAUCCCGUAGAUAUAAACGAUUCAAAAUUCAAUAAAUAUUUGCCACUAAAAGUAAAUGGUGCCCAAUUUCCAAUUCCUGAUGCCCCAGAACUUAAAGGCAGAAUGAUAACAUCGGUCGUUGUAUUAGCACCUGUAGAUGCAGAUUAUUUACAGAAAUCAGAUAACGACGAUGAGGAAAGUGGUAGAUUUGAAAGAGCGAUUCAAGGUGAAGAAGAAAGUGCUAGGUACUUAGCAGGAGAAGCUCUUAAGCAAUUAGUUAAGAAACCCUCUCGCGAAAAUUUCAAGCGCUGGCUGGACAAGGAGAGCGGUACUCCACUGGAGAACCAAGCUGUUGUCUUACUAGUUACCGGAACCGAAGAAAGUCACGGUGCUAAAGACAAAGAAAUCUUCAUGUACGAUCUAGCCAGCAAGGCCGUCAGCAAACUGAACGGCGACAUAUCUAAAUCGUUUGUGGAAGUAGCUGAGAGCAACGCAAAAAAUCAAAGUAUAGAUUCACUACCAAAAUUCGAGGAAGUCGAUGAAGCAGUAGAUGAAGAUGAAGAAGACAGAGUAGCCGAAGGAAGUGAAUUGUUCGAACAAUUUGUGGACGUGUCGGGGAUGAGUAUAGACAGACAAGAGAACGUCGUCCUGAUCAGUUCCGGCUACAGUAGGACUUCUGGCUCGCACUGA
Ctenocephalides felis (cat flea) is the source of this 3660-nucleotide messenger RNA. Its product is annotated as histone-lysine N-methyltransferase 2D. NCBI's taxonomy places the organism in Eukaryota, Metazoa, Arthropoda, Insecta, Siphonaptera, Pulicidae. The record is from RefSeq and is a predicted model, not a curated record. The transcript is spliced from 7 exons. Bases 1 to 3660 code for a protein of 1219 amino acids.